AUGACUUCUCAAAUCGACCUCGUCGCCAUCAUCUCGCCCAAACCCGGCAAAACAGAUAGAGUCGUAGAGCUGCUCCAAGAAGUAGCAGAAUACAUCAAGAACAACGAGCAUGGGACUCUCAUAUACAACAUUACUCGGUCUUUCAACAAGCAAGCUGGUGUAGAGGAAGUAAUCAUGAUUGAAAGUUAUAAAGACAAAGCUGCAUUGCUUGCCCAUGGAAGCUCAAAAGAAUUCACGGCUUUCCAGAAGAAGAUACAAGAGGAGGGUUUAGUGAGCGCACCGAUGCAAUUGAAGAUUACAAAACCGGCUGGCGGGUUUUCCAGGCUUUAA
This is a messenger RNA of Lachnellula hyalina, 330 nucleotides long. RefSeq lists its product as uncharacterized. The record is from RefSeq and is a predicted model, not a curated record. The coding region runs from base 1 to 330 and encodes 109 amino acids. Lineage: Eukaryota; Fungi; Ascomycota; Leotiomycetes; Helotiales; Lachnaceae. The transcript is spliced from 3 exons.